Paramecium octaurelia is the source of this 1037-nucleotide messenger RNA. The record is from the annotation of a GenBank genome assembly. NCBI's taxonomy places the organism in Eukaryota, Ciliophora, Oligohymenophorea, Peniculida, Parameciidae.
AUUUUAGGCUUCUCUUCUGAAUAUGGUUUAAGGGCAACCAAUAAUUGAGGUGGCAUUGGAUGGCAUAGAGACACGCAAGCACACAAGAUUUUAGGAUAAACAAUUGGGGGCUUUGAAGUUACCCGUCUAUUCUGUAUUUGAUAUUGAAUAAAUUUUAUUAAAUAGGGAGAUGAUGACAUAUCAGGAGUAAUUGAAGUAAAGAUGAACAAGCAAAAAAAAAUAGAGCAUCUAGGAAUUCGAGUUGAGUUGAUAGGACGUAUAGGUAAGUAUUUAUGUAUCUAUGAAUAAAAGAAAUUCUCAAUGACCAAAAAUAAAGUUCAGAUUUCAUGUCAAUGUCUAGAGAAUUAGAACCAUAAGGAUUUUUGUUUGAGGACAAAACAUAUAAAUUUUAAUUUUAGAAGUUUGAGAAACAAUACGAAAGUUAUUAUGGAAACACAGUGAGAUUAAGAUACUAUUUGAAAGUGUAUAUGGUCAGAAGUUAUGGUAAAGUGUAGAAGGAAGUGGACUUUGCAGUUUUGAUUCCACAACCAGAAUUGGAGGAUUAACCAUAGACUUCAUUGAAGUUGGAAGUACAAAUUCUCAAUGACUAAAUAGGUUGGUAUUGAAGAAUGCUUGCAUAUUGACUUUGAAUAUUUCAAGAGCAGAUAUCACUUAAGAGAUGUGGUAACUGGCAAAGUGAAUUUCUAUUUGGUCAAAAUCAAAAUCAAAUACAUGGAAUUGGCAGUGAUCAGAAAGGAACAAUAUGGAUAAGGACCUCAAUAAUAGACAGACAAUGAGACACUAGUCAAAUACGAAUUAAUGGAUGGAUGUCCUUAAAAGGGAGAAGUGAUUCCAAUUAGAUUGUAUCUAAGUGGAGUGGAUGUGACGCCGUCGGUCAAAAAUGUUAGUGGUAAAUUCAGUGUCAAAUAUAUUCUGAAUCUGAUUUUGGUCGAUGAAGAUGAUAGGAGAUAUUUCAAAUAACAGGAAAUUACAAUAUAUAGAAAGAAGUGAUUGAGUGAUUUAAUCGUAAAUCAUCAUAUAUAAUAAUUAUUUGUAAG